AUGACAAGCAACAAGAGCUGUUUAUGUAAUUUGAAAAACCUCCAAGAGUUGGAUAUUAGCCGAAACAGCUUCAAAGGAUCUAUUCCUCCAUGUAUCAGCAAUUUAACAUCCCUCCGUCUCCUCAAACUUUCUGAAAAUAACCUUUCGGGAACCAUUCCUUUUGAUCUCCUUAGGCUCAAGUCCCUCGAAUACCUUUCCCUUUCUCUGAACCAUUUUGAAGGGUCCAUCUCAUUGAGUUUAUUUGCUAACAAAUCCAAUCUUGAAGUUCUUGAACUUGAUAGCCUUAAGGAGUUGCAUGUAGACACAGAAAAUACACCCUGGAAACCUCUGUUUCAGCUAAAAGUCCUACGACUAUCAAACUGCAAUCUCAAUGAGCCAAGUAGAUCUAUUCCGAGCUUUCUUUUGACCCAGCAUGAUUUAAGAGUUGUUGACCUCAGUAACAAUUCCAUGGUUGGAAAUCUUCCCACCUGGUUACUGAAAAACAACACAAGAUUGGAGUUCCUUAGUCUUGCACAGAACUCAUUCACGGGUCAAUUUGUGUUACCUGCUGAUUCUAAAAAUCCUGAUUUGUUUUGGCUUGAUGUGUCUAAGAAUGAUUUUCAAGGCCUUCUUCCAGCAUCUAUUGGCCAUAUUUUCUCAAAUUUGGGGUAUUUGGACAUGUCGAGGAACUCAUUUCAAGGUAAUAUUCCUCAUUCAAUCGGCAACAUGAGUGAGUUAACGUCACUGGAUUUGUCGAGCAACAAUUUCACUGGAGAAUUACCUGAACGCUUGGUUAUGGGCUAUAACCAAUUGUUUACACUGAAGCUUUCACAUAAUAAUCUGCAGGGCCAGUUAUUUCCCAAAAAAUGGAACCUCACAUCGCUCAGGUUGUUGUAUUUAGAUAAUAAUCUUUUUUCCGGAAAGUUGUUACCUGGACUUCAUACAAACUAUGACUUGAGAGGGUUGAAUCUAAGCGAUAACUUGAUCUCGGGAAAACGACCUGGUUGGAUGGGGGACUUUUCUUCCCUUUUGUUCCUUGAUGCGUCCCGGAACUUGUUCAAAGGUCCUAUACCAGUGGGUUUUUGCAGACUUGUUGAACUGAUAGUAUUAGACCUUUCAUGGAAUAGUCUUUCUGAUAAAAUUCCUCCUUGUUUCAAUUUAUCAUCACUAAGUUAUUUAAGCCUUCACAAAAAUGAACUGUCAGGACCUUUGCCAGGAGCUCUUUAUAGAUCAUCUUCCCUUGUGACACUGGAUAUUGGGGAUAAUAAACUAUCAGGGGAAAUUCCAAAGUGUAUCAACCUACUCCCAAAUUUGAGGUUUCUUUUAUUAAAUAGAAACAAUUUUGUAGGUUCCAUUCCUUUUCAGCUAUGUCAGCUUCAUAACAUCAACAUAUUGGAUCUUUCUUUCAAUAGCAUUUCUGGUCUAAUACCUUCAUGUUUGAAUGAUAUACCAUUUGGUCAUAGACAAGUACACGAUCAAAUAUUUGAAAAUAUGAUAUUUGAUUGGAACUUUUCUAGAUCCUUGAACUACGAAUAUCAAAGCAUAAUUCGUAUAGAUCAAUAUGUUUCAGAUCGAGUUCGGCCAUCACAUGUGGUAGAAAUAGAAUUCAUCUCAAAGAGUAGGCUUGAUUCAUACAAAGGAAGCAUCUUGGAUUUCAUGUCGGGGAUCGAUUUUUCUAGGAAUAGAUGGACAGGUCCAAUUCCUUCUGAACCUGGGUUCCUAAGUGAUAUUCAUACUUUAAAUUAA
This is a messenger RNA of Lycium barbarum (goji berry), 1725 nucleotides long. Its product is annotated as receptor-like protein 15. Gene Ontology annotation, molecular function: protein binding. The transcript is spliced from 2 exons. The record is from RefSeq and is a predicted model, not a curated record. NCBI's taxonomy places the organism in Eukaryota, Viridiplantae, Streptophyta, Magnoliopsida, Solanales, Solanaceae. The coding region runs from base 1 to 1725 and encodes 574 amino acids.